Branchiostoma floridae (Florida lancelet) is the source of this 2306-nucleotide messenger RNA. RefSeq lists its product as uncharacterized. Gene Ontology annotation, biological process: lipid metabolic process. Gene Ontology annotation, molecular function: calcium ion binding. Lineage: Eukaryota; Metazoa; Chordata; Leptocardii; Amphioxiformes; Branchiostomatidae. Bases 32 to 2302 code for a protein of 756 amino acids. The record is from RefSeq and is a predicted model, not a curated record. The transcript has 15 exons.
AUCUGUGACAUGUUUUCUUUCACAGAAAAAAAUGGGCAAGAAGAAGGAUAAGAAGUCUGAGAAGGCAGAGGAGACCCCGGCACCUGAAGCACCUGCAGCGGAGACACCACCGGCCGAGGAAGGUGCCCCUCCUCCGCCGCCCCCACCACCACCCCCACCACCACCGCCGCCGCCGUCUAAUGGAGCUACUGCCGCCGAGGAUGACCCUACCCGCGCAUUAGAUGACGUAGUGGCAGCGGCAGAAAAAGAUGAUGCAGCAGUAGUGGAUGACGGCAAUGCGAUGGAAGCAACCAUCACCUUUAACGGGGAGGAGGAGAUACCAGCAGAAGGAGCUACCGACAACACGGAGUUUUAUAAGAAACUGUCGGAUGACGAGGCCAGCGAAAAAGCCUCUCUGCCCCCGGAGGAGGGGAAACCCGUGGAGAGGACUCCUUCCUUCUUGGAGAGGAUGUCCCGAAGAUUCAGCUUCAAGAAGUCGGAAAACAACGGCGAGCCGAAGCCCAAGAAAGCCGGCCCCUUCGCAGGCAUGAUGGCCAUCCUUAAAGAAACGUCGAAAAUGCCGCCGAAGGAUAACAACGCCAAGGCGCUGGCCAAGCCGAACAUGAUGGAUAAUCUGUUCUCCAAGUUCCGGCCCAACAAGAGGAUCGAGUUUAAUCUGGAGGGGCUGCUGGAUGAUGACGUCAGAGGGAAGUACGCGCGCUACGACUUUCCGUUUGAGAACCUGGUGCUGGAGGGUGCCGGGGGGCACCGGGGACUGGCGUACGCCGGGGCAGCCAAGGUCCUGCACACCAUCGGAGUGUUGCAGACAAUCCGGCGGUUCGCCGGGGUGGGGACGGGCGCCAUCCCCGCCACACUGCUGGCGCUGGGCUGCGCACCGGAGGAGGUGGCGGGACUCACAGACGAGAGCUUCUACGUCAUCUUCGAAGACAGCAAGCUGGCCUACCUCAGCAUGAUGCCCAACAUGAUUAAGGGCUUCGGCAUCUACAAGGGGCAGAAGUUCUUAGACUGGCUGGGCAAGAUCUUAGCAGACAAGACGGGCAACGCUGACAUCACCUUCGCACAGUUGUACAAGCUGUACGAGACAGAGCUGUGCAUCGUCGUGACGAACCUGAACGCUAAGAUGGAGGAGUACUGUCACGUCAAGACCACUCCGGACAUGCCGAUCCGGAUCGCCAUCCGAAUGUCCAUGUCCAUCCCGGGUUUCUUCCAGCCCGUGAAGUACACUAAGAACGGGCGGGAGUGUCUGUUCGUGGACGGCGGGAUCUGCUGUAACUACCCCAUCCACUCAUACGACGGCUGGUGGCUGUCCAUGGACAGUCAAAACUCCUUCUUCAACCGGAUGGGGGAGGUGGGCGAACUGCUGGACGUGAAUGAGAUGUCGGACCGGUUCGACUCUUACAACAACAAGACUCUGGGCGUCAUGGUGUACUCCAAUGACGACCCGGAGGACAUGAGGAGCACGCUGAAGGCUCGUGAGGGGAAGAAGAAGACCAUCAGACCGGACACUGUGCUAGCCGGCACCAAGGACAAGGCUGAGCGGGAUAAGAUCGGCGCGCAGGAGUUCCGCAAGAGGACCAAGGACAUGAUCGGAGACUUCCUGAACGCCGUCAAGACGAGCGACGCAGACGGAAGCGGCACCAUCAACAGGAAGGAGCUGGAGGACGCCUUCUUAAAGGAGGCUGAGAACAUCAAUGACGGUGAGACCAUGCCGACAGGCGUGUCCGUGGCGCAGCUGUUUGAUGCACUCGAUGUCAACAAGGACGGAGAGAUCACCUACCAGGAGGUUGUGCAGUUCUUUGAGAACCAGGGCUACUCCCUCAUGACGAAGGACAUAAAGGAGCAGGGCACGUCCGUCAACUCCCUCAGCGAGUAUCACGUGUCCUACCAGCAGCUGCUCAACCUGCUGGCCAAGAGGGUCACCCUGGAGCCGCGUGAGUUUGACCGGACGGUCGGCAUCAACACGGACUACGUGCACGCCACGGACCUGUUUCUGGAGCUGGCGGACAAGGAGUUCGCUCUGCAGCAAGGCGUGGCGGGCACCAAGGCCUUCCUGAAGAAGUACAUCAAGAAGUGGAAGCUGAAGCCGCGACCAGAGGAGACCCCCGCGCCGCCGGAGGAGAGUGACGCCAUCAUCAUCAUCCCUCCAGAGGAGGAGGUUGCCAUGGAAACGGAGCAGCCAGCCGAGAAUCAUGUCGACGAAGGCAAAGAGGAGGAAAAGCCGGAAGAGGCAAAACCGGAAGAGGCAAAACCGGAAGAAGCAAAACCGGAAGAGGCGAAACCAGCGGAAGUUAGCGUAGCCUAGGCAA